Messenger RNA from Lachancea lanzarotensis, 690 nucleotides. It is a transcript of the gene VPS60, whose product is annotated as LALA0S08e02498g1_1. The transcript has a single exon. Gene Ontology annotation, cellular component: multivesicular body. Gene Ontology annotation, biological process: vesicle budding from membrane; late endosome to vacuole transport via multivesicular body sorting pathway. The record is from RefSeq and is a predicted model, not a curated record. Lineage: Eukaryota; Fungi; Ascomycota; Saccharomycetes; Saccharomycetales; Saccharomycetaceae. The coding region runs from base 1 to 690 and encodes 229 amino acids.
AUGAAUCGUAUAUUUGGAUAUGGUGGUCGUAAGACCCACGACCAGCUUUUACAGGACUCCAAUAAGGCCAUGAACGAAGCACAACAGUCGAUGCAAGAACGAAUUUCCGGUCUAGACACUCAAAUAUCACAAUUGAACGCUCAGCUACAAACCAUCCAACGCAAAAUAUCAGGGAUAAGCUCUGCAAGUGGCCAGAGGCCAUUGCGUCAGCGUGCUUUGAAGCUUCUUAACAAGCGGAAACAACUAGAGUCUAUGAGGGACUCACUAGAUGCCCAAUCGUGGUCGAUGAACCAGGCUCAAAUGACAAGUGAUAACCUCAGAAACACCAUGGUGACGGUUAACGCACUGAAACAAACGAAUAAGGCCCUUAAGGCACAAUACGGCAAGAUUAACGUCGAUAAACUGCAAGACAUGCAGGACGAAAUGCUGGAUUUGGUAGAGCAAGGAGAAGAACUGCAACAAGUACUUGCAAUGGGCAGUGGGGCUCAAGAUAUCGAUGACAUCAGCGAAACGGAGCUCGAUGCAGAACUGGAAGCCCUGGGCGAAGACCCCAUGUUCCAGAAUGAUCUGGCAGGCUUGGAAAGCGAAAAUGGAGGUGAGGUUCCGUCUUACCUUACCGGUACAAUUCCUCAUUUUGUAGAUGAGGAACCCGCCAAAGAACUGCCUGGAAAUUUGGAGACUGCCACGUAG